Molecule: messenger RNA, 1281 nt
Organism: Siniperca chuatsi (mandarin fish)
Lineage: Eukaryota; Metazoa; Chordata; Actinopteri; Centrarchiformes; Sinipercidae
Exons: 4
Coding region: 124-1281 (385 amino acids)
Source: RefSeq, a predicted model, not a curated record
GAGGGCCACGGUUUACCUGGAGCACGGGCAGCCGCGAACAACCAAAGUAAUGCAAGCCCUGUGGCUGAAGCAGAGAGCUCAAGCAUCGUCAUUCCAGCGAGUGGAUUUCAAGAAGAUGGUCGCAUGAAUGUUGACCUUUCUAAACAUGCAACUGCUUUUCUUCUUCAAGCCAGAGAAACCCAUCGACUGACACAGAGAGCUGUUAACCAAAUGGUGAGUGGAGUCCAGCAAUAUCAGGCCGCAUUAUUGGAGCACCUAAAACAGCAAAUGAGCGACAUGAUCGAGAGACAUUCUGGGGACCUGGAUCUACUAAAGAGUGAUGCAAUGGGGAUAUUUGACCAGUUUGUUGACCCUUUCUGUCAAAUUACUUCCACCCAUUUGCAGGAUAAGACCAUCAAAGAACUGUUAAAACCAGUUGAACCAGAGAUUCUUGUCGCAAAACAAACAGUAUGUUAUGUGAAAAAUGGAGACUCCCGAGUUCUUACCAUUAAGGACCAUUCUUUUCAUUAUAUACCGUUGGUGAAAAGUUUGGAGCAGCUGCUGUCACAUCCAAGAAUAAUUGCAAUGAUUGAUAAGAGGCCACAGGCAUGCAAGGAUGGAUUUUUUCAUGAUUUCAUUGAUGGAGACAUUUUUAAGUCGCACCCACUGUUUUUGAAAUUUCCCACAGCACUGCAGUUAAUUUUAUAUACAGAUGAAAUUGAGCUAUGCAAUCCUCUUGGAUCUCGGGCAAACAAAAACAAAUUGUUAUUGAUUUAUUACACCUUAGGUAACAUCAACCCUAAAUACAGAUCGAGACUUGCUGCCAUUCGUCUGCUUGCCAUGGUAAAAUCAAAAGAUCUUUCCCAUUGUGGUAUUGAUGAGAUAUUUGAGAGGAUUAACCGUGACUUAACUGAGCUGUAUGAUGGUGUCCAGAUUGUCACUGCAAAUGGUGAGAGGACAAUUUAUGGGGCACUUAUGUCUGUGUGCGGAGACACUCUUGCUCAGCAUGAAGUGGCUGGAUUUAAGAUAGGAGUGGGAUUUGCCUACAGUAAGUGCAGGCACUGCGAGUGCAACUUUGAAGACAUGCAGGAGCAAUUUAAGGAAGAUAUGUUUGUUAAAAGGACAAUGGCAAGUCAUAACAAGCAAUGCAAUGACAUUGAAAAGGCAAAUACUGACUUUCUGAAAGACAAUCUAAAAAUGACAUAUGGCAUAAACAGGAGAAGCAAAUUAUCAGAAUUUCCUCACUUUGAUAUAAUCAAUCAAUCCCCACAAGACAUCAUGCAUGUCAUUCUUGAAGAUUAA